GAUAACUUAACUCCAGGUCAAACUGUGGAGUUCAUUCGUAUGCAAUGGUCGGGUUUAGGAAUUAAAGUUCUGGCAACGAGCAUGAAUGCGGAGAAGGAUUAGAAAUGCUUUCUUUCACGAAUGAGAUAAUGUACCAUCAAAGCCAGAUAUAUAAUGUCUUCAUCCAUCCUCUGAAUUGAUUCCACAACCACCAAGAUAGAUAUUUACAUCUUUUCAAAAUCUUAAUUGAAACCGUCUUCUCUUGUAAAUAUACAUACAUUUGCUAAAUCAACAAAAUGGCUUUCGCUGCAGCCCCCGCUCCAAAGACCGCUCUUGGUCACUACAGAAUGCUUUCGCCCACAGCAUCAGUUAGAGUGAGCCCUCUAUGCUUGGGAGCAAUGAACUUUGGAAAUGCCUGGGAGAGCUUCAUGGGAGCUUGCGAUCAAAAACAAAGCGAGGAGAUAUUGGACUUCUUCUACGAGUCUGGUGGAAACUUCAUUGAUACCGCCAACAAUUAUCAAGCCGAAGAAUCCGAGAAAUGGAUUGGUGAAUGGGCUGAGAAACGGGGAAUUCGAGACCAACUUGUCAUUGCCACAAAGUUCACAACUUGUUUCCGAGCUGGACAUGGCGACAAAGAAAUUUUGAUCAACACUACCGGAAAUGGAACAAAAUCUCUCCAUUUAUCUCUCGAAGCAAGCUUAAAGAAAUUAAGAACAUCCUAUAUCGACCUUCUGUAUGUUCAUUGGUGGGAUUUUACUUGUUCGAUUCCAGAACUCAUGCAAUCAUUAAACGCAUUGGUCUUGUCCGGAAAGGUUCUAUACCUUGGAAUUUCAGACACGCCAGCUUGGAUUGUAUCAAAAUGCAAUCAAUAUGCUCGUGAUCAUGGAUUCCGUCAAUUCUCAGUGUAUCAAGGACGCUGGUCUGCCGAGAACCGUGAUUUCGAGCGUGACAUUAUCGAUAUGGCUGCUGAUGAAGGGAUGGGACUAGCUCCUUGGGGUGCAUUGGGAGGUGGUCACUUCAAAAGUGACGAGCAACGUAAAUCUGAUGAAGGACGAAAGUUGUGGGAACCAACCGAGGCUGCCAUCAAGAUAUCUAAGGUUCUUGAGAAGAUUGCCAACGAGAAAAAGACCAUCAUUACUAGUGUAGCAUUGGCAUAUGUGAUGAAGAAGGCGAAGUAUGUAUUCCCUAUCGUAGGUGGAAGGAAGAUUGAGCAUCUGAAGGGAAACAUCGAAGCUCUAUCGUUGGAGUUGAGUGAUGAUGAUGUCAAACAAAUUGAGGAGUCAAACGCGUUUGAUAUCGGUUUCCCUCUUAACUUCUUAGGAGGUCCAAACGGAGUGAAGAGUCCAGGUGAUGUGUGGUUGAUGGCAUCAGCUGGUAUAACUGAUCACGUUCAACCAUCUAAGCCUCUUUCACCACACAAGCCAUAAAUGGACGGGAGAAGAGUAGAUGGAAUUGGAUCUGGAUAUGAAGAGAUCCAUAAGUAGAAACAAUCUCAAUUUUUGUAUUUGGAAAGAAUCAAUAUAUCAUAUGCUUUAUUAGUGCAGCGGAUGGAAUGAUACCGGUCCAUGAACGUACUGUGUUUCUAGCUAUUCGUGGACUCCAUUCAAAACCGCGACAACUAGAUCAUUGGUGUACUGCCCGGCGUCUUCCUGUCAUGAAGGUGGACGGCCGUAUGAUGGAAGGACAAUGCAAACUCGGACUGAAAUCUUUUGUACGUUAGAUGGAGUUGGGUACGCUGUUAUCAAGAUUUGAAGAUUAGAGGAUGAUUUGAUGGGUGCCCCCCACUCAGCCUAGUCGUGGCAUACCAAACUGGACAUUCGAUCCUUUCUUAAAUGAACCAAAAGUCAACUACAUAUCAUUUCGGGACCCAAUGAACGGUCCGUUGUUUACUCA
This is a messenger RNA of Botrytis cinerea B05.10, 1872 nucleotides long. RefSeq lists its product as hypothetical. Bases 276 to 1406 code for a protein of 376 amino acids. The transcript is spliced from 2 exons. The record is from RefSeq and is a predicted model, not a curated record. Lineage: Eukaryota; Fungi; Ascomycota; Leotiomycetes; Helotiales; Sclerotiniaceae.